UUGCUCUACCAGCAUGCAAAGCAUCGUACCGCGCCCUCCAGGUUCAUCGCCAAUGAUCGUGGACAUCUAAACGAACGACAGGAUAGGCAUCCGGGAAGAAAUCCGUUCGGUAAUUUUGUGGGUAACUGGGAUACACCUUGCCAUCACCCUGGAAACCACGUGGACACUGUGGUUAACCGCUCCAAAGCGGGUAUUCAGUACCUGCAGAAACAACGCGAGCUCUACAACGCUGCCAUUAGUGCCAAUGAAGCCAAAAACGACAAACGCACUGCAGAAGCCGUAAGAAACAGCAUUAAUUGUCUACUCGUUUGCUCUUCUUUAUGUGCACCUAGCCGGUUUCCUUUUAUCAACCAAUCAGCUGGUCGCUGUAUUUAUAGAUUAUGA
Dibothriocephalus latus is the source of this 384-nucleotide messenger RNA. The record is from the annotation of a GenBank genome assembly. NCBI's taxonomy places the organism in Eukaryota, Metazoa, Platyhelminthes, Cestoda, Diphyllobothriidea, Diphyllobothriidae.